Molecule: messenger RNA, 2131 nt
Organism: Pectinophora gossypiella (pink bollworm)
Lineage: Eukaryota; Metazoa; Arthropoda; Insecta; Lepidoptera; Gelechiidae
Product: methionine aminopeptidase 1D, mitochondrial
Exons: 6
Coding region: 422-1345 (307 amino acids)
Biological process (GO): proteolysis
Molecular function (GO): metalloaminopeptidase activity
Source: RefSeq, a predicted model, not a curated record
AACAAAACAUUCAAAAAUUAUUUUUUGUAAUUUUAUGUAAUAUUUUCAAAUAUUUAAUUUUAUUCCAGUUUAAGUAUCUUUAGCUUCUGAUAUUAUUUUGAAAUGGAGUUAUCAUCGAAAGUAAUAGGUUCAAUAGGCAGAUUUUGGAGAACUAAUGUGUAAGCCAAGGAUCAGACACUCAUUUUAGAGUGGAUUCAUCCAAACUCAUAGCUUUGCAACCCAUUUCAUGAUUUUGCAAGUGUUUGAAAGUUUUCCUUUUUGUAUCAUAGCCGGUAGUAGUAUAUCAAUGACCAUAGUGGUAUCUUAUUAAUUUGCUUGUUUUAACUAAUAGUCAAGAGGUUAUGAAGUUUCUUUUGACUAGCUGAGGUUAAAAAUAUAUAUAGUCCAUCUUUUAGUAGUCCUAGUUACAGAAUCAGACAAGAUGCGAGUGCCAAAAGCACUAAAUCCACGGAUCCAGAAGCAGUUAUUAAUGAGAUUUGGGGUAUAUGAAAAGGUUUGGCCAGUGGAAACUACUCCAAGCAGAAUAGUACCAGAACAUAUUGAGAGGCCAGAUUAUGUAGCAAAGACACAAAAGCUAAUUAUACCAAAAAAACCUGAAAUCAAAGAUGUUAACCAAUUAAGAGGAAUGAGAAGAAGUUGCAAAUUAGCUGCUAAUAUACUUGCACAAGUGGAAAACCUUGUUAAACCAGGUGUGACCACAGAUGAUAUAGAUGAGUUGGUCCACAAUCUGUCUAUUGAAGCAGGGGCAUAUCCUUCGCCGUUGCAUUAUAAAGGAUUUCCAAAGAGUGUAUGCACUUCGGUGAAUAAUGUAGCAGUACACGGAAUUCCGGACUUGAGACCUCUGGAAAAUGGAGACAUUAUUAAUGUGGAUAUUACUGUGUUCUUCAAAGGUUUCCAUGGCGACUGCUCCAAAACAUUUCUGGUUGGUGAUGUAGAUGACAAAGGCUUGCAACUUGUCGGUGUAACAGAGGAAAGCCUUGAGAUUGCUAUCAAAGCGUGUGGCCCCGAUGUGCCGUUUUAUGAAAUCGGAGCUCACAUAUCUAGACACGCGAAAAGGAAUCGAUUGACAGUAUUGCCUGCAUUUAUAGGUCAUGGUAUAGGACAGUACUUUCACGGACCUCCGGAAAUUUAUCAUUUUUAUGAUCGAUACACGCCACACCGGUACCCAGGCCUGAUGCAGCCAGGGAUGACGUUCACAAUAGAGCCAGUACUGUCUCAUGGAGGGGAACUGACUCUAGUCCUCGAAGACGGAUGGACUGCCAUCACCGAGGACGGGUCCAGGGCUGCUCAGGCGGAACACACUAUCCUCGUUACUGAAAAUGGCGCGGAAAUCCUUACUAAAUAAUACAUUAUAGUUGAAUAUACAUAUGAAUAAACGAUGCUAUUGACGCGCCUGUACUAGAAAGAACAACAAAAUAUAAGCUCAUGACUAUCUCAUUGAAAUAGUCGGAGGUAAAUCCAUCGCAAGAUGAACUAAGUACCCACACCUCACUAAGCUUUCUUUUAGACCAACGUGAUAGGUGGCCAGCGUAUCACCGUCUAUAAUGGUCGAGCCAACUGUGUUAGUGAAAAGUGCACUUAAAUUAAUAUUCAAUGGUGCAGAUGUUACAGUAUAAUAUGGUAAUCUGGGGUUUACUUCCGUGACUCCAUAUUCUAGCUGAUGCACCUCGAGAAAGCCUACGAGUGAAUGUAGAUGCGAUCCUUUGUAAUCUAAUAAGUAAUCCUGUUGUGAUAUUAUCAGUGUAAUUUGACUUGUAUACACAUAAUAUUAAAGUACAAUAACGAGUGUUCAGUGGUUGUUGCUCAAGUGUAGGUUUUUAUUUUACACAUUUUAUUUAAUUAACAUAUUUAUUAGGCCUGGCCCUAGGCUUGUUCCUGUUUUAUUGUUUGCUAUUCUACCUCCAUUUUGUGAUUAGCUAGCUAUAAGAAUUGUAAGACAAUUGUUUUACCAAAUAUUUGUCUCAAUUAGAAAUUGAGGCUCAUUUCUUUAAGUUUUAAGUGCAUGAAGUAGCUUUAUUGAUAUUAUAUACAAAUUACAUACAAUGUUGUGUUAUACAUAUAUUAGUGAAAUCAACAGUUAUAUAUUUGACAUAGUAUUUAUGAUUAAUAAUAAAAAUGAAAAACAACGUAG